AUGAGGGAGAUCAUCGGUGGUUUCUCAGAAUCUGGAAGAUAUUAUGCUGAAAUCGGUGUUAACGGUAAGGUUAACGUUUGGGAUACGAGUGCUGGUGAUUUACGACACACAUAUUCGCCAAGUGGACAUCUAAACACUUCUGUCACCUGUAUUACUUGGGUCCAAACAGAUAAUACUGACAUACUUUGUAUUGGUACACAAAAGGGUUACGUCGAGUUUUAUAAUGUGGCCAGUGGAAGUAUCCAAACAAAAGUCAAUGUUCAAUCAAAAGCUAUCAAGAGCAUUAAUCGUUUGGGUCAACAUUUAUACAUUGGCUCUGAUGAUGGUCAUGUUGUAAAGUUCGACUUGAAGACUAAUAAAUUAGAAGCAAAAAUGAAAGUCGGUAAAAUGUGUGCGGUAGCUGCAUUACCCGAUGGAAAGAUGUUGACAGCAUCCAGAGAAAUUAAAUUAUGGAAUUUUCCCUCUGGCGAGUUGAUUCAUAAGUUCACUGGUCAUAAGAAUGAAAUCCAUUCGUUACACAUUAUAGAAGCUGACAAAUGUUAUUUGUUGAGUUCUGCUAGAGACCGUUUUAUCAAUAUAUGGUCUCUUAGUGACCUUAAACCAGACCCAUUAGCUUCAUUAGUCGCAGAAGAUAAUAUUUCUUCAGUGUAUGUACAUAAUAUACGUAACAACAUCACAGUGACAGUAACAACAGAAAGUGGUACAUUGCAUGUGUUUGAACAUGUACUUAAUGGUUGUGUUGCACAUCCACUUAAACCUCACGGAACCCUUCAAAUAGCUGUUGAUAACAUCAAAGAUGAAGAAACUGUUCAAAUGCCCAUUAUAUGUAGUAAAAUUUAUGAUUCUGCAGUAUAUGUAGCCUAUGGCACUAGGCCAUUUUUGGCAUUUGAAAACAUUAAAUUACAAAAACUAAACAAAUGUACAUUUAUUGCAAGACAAGACCCAAGAAAAUCUAAAUCAGUCGUAGGGAACCAUAUUAUUAAUCCAAAUAUUACAGACUCUAAAUGUAUUGAACUGAAAAAUAGUAGAUCAUCAAAUUUACCACUUGAAACAAGACUUCAAAAUAUGUCAGAAGAAAUUGAAAACACUGUUCAAACCAAAGGUGAAAGUAUUGUUCAUUUGUUAAUACAAGGUCUUCGUAGCAAUGAUAAAAGUCUUUUAGAGUCCGCUUUAUUUGUUAAAGAUGAACGCACAAUUGAUAAUACGGUUUCACGUUUACCGCUACAAUCCAUCAUCAUGCUUGUACGUAAGUUAAUACGUCUAUCACAAGACAGAACUCUGGUAAGUUCUGUAAGUGCUAAAUGGUUGUCUGCUGUAUUACGUAUACACUCAUCCCUGUUAUUAGCUAAUCCAGAUGUUUUAGAAACGUUUCUGCCAUUAGAAAAUGUAUUGAGUACAAGAUUAAACAAUUUUGAACAACUUGGAUUAUUAGAGUUUAAACUAAAAUCUGUGGUUGACAGUCUAAACUUUGAAAAACGAGAUAAAGAAAAAGAGCAAGAUGCUCUUUUGGUAUACAACGACUCGGAUGAUGAAGACAAAAGAACAACUGAUGAAGAAGCUUUAUUAACAUACAAUGAAUCUAACAGUGAAGAUCAAAGUACAUCCGAUGAAGAAGAAGCAAUGGAUAUAGACUUGAAUGGUGAUGAUCAUCCUAGUAUAUUAAGGUGA
Macrosiphum euphorbiae (potato aphid) is the source of this 1668-nucleotide messenger RNA. Lineage: Eukaryota; Metazoa; Arthropoda; Insecta; Hemiptera; Aphididae. The record is from the annotation of a GenBank genome assembly.